Messenger RNA from Aspergillus viridinutans, 411 nucleotides. RefSeq lists its product as uncharacterized. The transcript has a single exon. Lineage: Eukaryota; Fungi; Ascomycota; Eurotiomycetes; Eurotiales; Aspergillaceae. The record is from RefSeq and is a predicted model, not a curated record. Bases 1 to 411 code for a protein of 136 amino acids.
AUGCGGUCGACCAAACCUCGACUCGACCGACUCGGAACAAUUUUUGAAUUCUGGUCUUGCCAGAGGCGUUACUCCUUGACAAUUUGGACUUACCAAACAUAUGCCAUUUUCGGCCGCAUCGACGCCUUUUUCGGCCGCCAUUUGGUAACACGUGACUUCACCCUUCCAACACGCUCCCAUCCUCGCUACCACCACGCACCAGUCAAACUCGCCCUCAGCGCCCCACCAUCGUGGGUGUUUCAUCGACUUCAAGCGUCAGACUUUCAGCACCGUCCCUCCAACCAGAAGCUGUAUGAGGGAGCCGAAAAUGGCUUCACUUCAUCCCUUCAGAUGGGCCUGGGCUCCGGCCAGGCCACGAGGGCGCCAACUCGUUUACCGUGGCCCCUUUCCUCAGACUACAAAACCCGUUGA